Messenger RNA from Amborella trichopoda, 716 nucleotides. The record is from RefSeq and is a predicted model, not a curated record. NCBI's taxonomy places the organism in Eukaryota, Viridiplantae, Streptophyta, Magnoliopsida, Amborellales, Amborellaceae.
CUCUAUAAAGGCCCAACCCUCCAAUACAAAGUCGCAAACCCUGUUUCUUGUGUGUGUGUGUGAGGAAACAGAAUGGGUGGGUUUAGAGUUGUGGUGAUGCUUCUAUUUGUGUUCAUUGGUGUUUGUGAUUACGGGGCGAAGGGCAUGGAAACCAAUCCCAACUUUGGGACUUGCAGCCCAUGCUGCAAUGAGGGCAUCUGCUUGCUGUCAUGUCCCCCAAUUUGUAGCUGCUCGGACGUGUGGUACAGCUGUCCCAUCUGGUGCAAAAACUGUGAUUGCACCGAAGGGGAUUCCAACUCCAACAAAUGUCUAUGCAAGGAUACCUACAACUAUUCCCCACCAAAUUGUCCGGCUUCAGGCUUUGCUGUUAAAGGGUUUGAAAGCCAGCUGAAUUUGAAGUGAAGGUCCAUCAACUAAUUAUCUAAAACCUACUUACAUAAAUGGAAGGGUCAUCAUCGUGUAUGACCCGCAUAAAUAAAAAUGUGACUCUUCACUUGGCUUCUGGCCACUGUUUGUCCAUGGAUAUAUGGGGAGGACAGGGCUUUACCCGUUUUCUCAACUAGAUCAGAAGUUUGUUUGGUUUCAGUAUUAAUAAAAUGCUGUUAGCGAUAAUGAAAACCAUUAUCGGUUAUUAGGGUGUGAUUUGGGUUUUUUUGUACGGCCUAUCUAAAUGAAUGGACCUUAACUCCUAUAUAUGAGCAUUUUUGGGCGUUAAA